Messenger RNA from Aureobasidium melanogenum CBS 110374, 1452 nucleotides. Its product is annotated as putative tetracycline-efflux transporter. Lineage: Eukaryota; Fungi; Ascomycota; Dothideomycetes; Dothideales; Saccotheciaceae. The record is from RefSeq and is a predicted model, not a curated record. Gene Ontology annotation, biological process: transmembrane transport. The annotation marks the transcript as partial. Gene Ontology annotation, molecular function: transmembrane transporter activity. Gene Ontology annotation, cellular component: membrane. The transcript has a single exon.
GACUUUGACCAUCUCCCAUGGUACCGCAAGCCCUCCAUCUACUUUGUCCUGGCACCCUUCUUCGUCAUGACGCUGGCAUUCGGUGCCAUCAUAUCCCCGAGAAUCAAUCUCAUUCUCAACCUCGUCUGUCGCGAAUACAUGUCCGAGCAGCAGGCAAAGAAUCCUGAUCAAUCUUUCCUGCCCAUCUUGUUCAAUGGCGAGAAUCCCCAGUGCAGAUCUCCAGAGGUUCAGGCCCGAGUUGCACAAUUCACCCUGUACGGAAACCUCAUAGCUGGACUUCUUUCCGCCAUCACCAGCCCCAAGCUGGGUGCUCUUUCUGAUCGACUGGGCCGCACAAAGAUACUCGCCUUGACAAGCAUGGGUAUCAUUGCGGGUGAUGCUCUCAUCAUCAUGGCUGCUACCAAGCCCGAGACUUUCCCUGUGAAUUGGAUUCUGGUUGGUUAUGCUCUCGAUGGCCUGUCUGGUUCCUUUACCGCCGCCAUGGCCAUUGCGAACGCUUAUGCUACUGAUUGCACCCCUCCGGCGCGUCGCAACAUUUCCUUCGGCUAUCUCCAUGGCUGUCUCUUCACGGGCAUCGCUCUGGGACCCAUCCUAGGAGGACUUAUUGUCAAGGCCACAGGAAAGAUCUUGUCUAUCUUCUAUGCUUCGCUUGCUGUGCACGCACUAUUCAUCCUCUUCAUCGCCUUCUGUGUCCCAGAGUCUCUUUCGAAACGUCGCCAGCAAGCUGCUCAGGAGAAGCACCGCGAAGACAAAGCUCAAACGGGUUCCUCCGACUGGAUCGAUCGAGUCCGAGCCGUCAACAUCUUGGAGCCGCUCAAGAUUUUGUGGCCCACCGGUGAAGGUUCUUCGCCCGCUCUAAGACGCAAUCUUGUGCUCUUGGCUGCUGUCGACACCAUCUUGUUUGGUGUUGCAAUGGGAAGCAUGACGAUAAUCAUCAUCUACGCGCGAUACCAGUUCAAUUGGGAAUCUUUUGAGUCCAGCAUAUUCAUGUCUAUUGUCAACACUUGCAGGGUCACGUGCCUCAUCAUCGUCUUACCGCUGGUCACACGCUAUGUUCGCGGCAAGGCAAGCGCGACCAAGCAGCGUAGCUCGGGAAGUGAUUCCUUCGAUCUUACCGUUGUCCGCGUUGCGGUUUUCUUCGAUACCCUGGGAUAUCUUGGGUACACCCUUGCUCGCACCGGACCGCUGAUGAUUCUAUCCGGCAGCAUAGCAAGCGUCGGAGGAAUUGGCUCGCCUACGCUUCAGUCAGCGCUCACCAAACAUGUACCACAUGAUAAGACUGGCCAACUACUUGGCGCGUCUGGGCUGUUGCAUGCCCUGGCCCGAGUCAUCGCUCCAACAAUCUUCAAUGCUAUAUACUCGGCCACUGUUGGAAAGUUUACGCAGACCGUAUUUGUCUGCCUUACCGCCACCUUCGGUCUGGCAUUUGUGCUCAGCUUCUUCAUCCGACCA